AUCUCCCUUCGACUUUGUUUCGGCCAAGAAUUGGCCAACAAGGAACGAGGAAAGGAGAAGUGGACACCCGCAACAACAAGAACCGCGAAUCGCCUUGGCUUGCAUGGAGUGUCGUCUUGCAAAGACGAGGUGCUCCUUUCGAACCGCGUCUAGAGAUGCAUCUCCGGUCGGCACAUGCGACCGGUGCAGGCGACACCAUUUUCGAUGCGUCUUUGUGGAAGCCAAGCGGGGUCGUAAACCAAAGAGCAAACUUCCUCGAUUGUCGCAGGAGCUGGAGUCGGCUCAGGCGACAGCUUCACCGACGCCUGCGUUCGUAUUCGAGGGGGAGCAAGUACUGCCGUACGACGACCUCAUCAUCAAUCGAUCCGUCACCCUUGGUGACUUGUUGAGACCUCUGUCUAGCCCUUCGUCUUCCUACGGUGGCAGCGAUGACAGCAUCAAAUGCAACGGCAGUAGCAACGGCAACGACAGCGCAGAUGACCCUGUCACCUCUGGCAUCCUCAGCGAAGAAGCCGCUCGAGCGUUGUUCGACUUCUUCAUGGAGCACAUGACCCGCUGGUCCAAUCUCCUCGACCGAAGGCUACACACACACGACUUUGUGCGACGGCGAUCAGUCUUUUUAUAUGUUGCCAUCCUAUCCACCGCCUCCAAGUUUUCGCUAGACCCCUCCGACCCGCAAACAACGCGCUGGUGCGCCGGUCUCAGCGCAGAGCCACCGGCCUUUAUCCGUCGCAAUACAGCACCAAUCGCGGGUGGUGGGCGAGUGCGCCAGCUGCUCUACGUCCUCUGCCAGGAUCUUGCCGCCCGGACGUUUGCCGAUGGAGAGGAAAGGAGCGUCGAGUGCUGCCAGGCAUUUAUUCUAACGAGCUGCUGGCGGUCUUUGCAUGACGGCGUCAGUGCGCUGCAAUUUGGCUUUGCCCUGCGACUGGGCUGUGAUCUCCGAUUGGAUGCCGAAGCCCCACCUGACGCUACUGCGCCCGAUGCAGAGACGCAACAGGCCUGGAAAUGGGGAUUCCGCAACCGCCAACGCACCUUUCUCGUCCUCUUUAUCAUGGACAAGGCGCAGCAGAUUGUCAACGACCUCGACACGCGUGCGAUUCCCUACACGCACAAGCUGCUUUCGCAGUCAGCCGAGUGGCGCACAGGGCAGGAGACAGCGACGGGCGACGGCCUUCUCUGCGCCUGCGUCGAAUUCCGCAAGGUGCAAGAUAAAUACGUAUCGCUACUGCGCGAUCUGGGCCAUGCCACGUACAGCACGUCGUCGGCGCGGGCGAAGCGCUCCUGGCUGCUCGAAGCCAUCCUCGCCGACCUCAAUGACUGCGAACAGCGCUGGCGAGCUGCCGUGGCCGUGAGUGAGCACCAACAACCUUCGAUGGACAUUCCAGUCGCCCUUCGAAUGAUUCAGUUCUGGAGAAACAGCAUCGCGCUGCACCUGUGCUGCUCGCUGCUUGCCUCGCAACGGGACGAGCUGUCGGACUUGGCGUCUGCUGACAGCCCUCAUUCACCCCCUGCCGUCUCCGCCGCUAGCUCCAACUCCAGAGCAAGCCGGGUAUUGCGCUUCUGGGCUGCUCGAAGGAGGGGCUUGCGAGGAACCCGUAGCGGUGAGGAGGACGACAACGCCCUCGGCUUCAUAAUCCCUCCGCUCCUGCAGCAGUAUGUGACGCACGGUACCUCUGACGUGGACUCGGUCUUGGUUUUCCACUGCACCGCGUCGGCACAGGGUGUCUUGGAAGCGCUCAGCUCCCUGCCGCCGCAGCGUCUACGCACGACACCCGAUCCGACGAUUUUACAGUGCCUUCACGCUGCCACCGUCGUCGUCAGUGCUGCCUUGACGUCGAUCCCCAUUCGACGCCAGGGAGGCAACAGUUGGACGCCACCGUUGGCCGCCUCGGGCCCAGGCCCCUCGACGGCACAGAGCGACUUCGCUGGCACCGUGUACAUGCUCAUCACCACGAUGAGAGACAGUUGCACUCGUGCCAGCCUGUCGCCAGAAGAUACCGUGCAUCACAUUGCUCAGUACAUGACCAGUUUAUUAGAUUACAUGCGCGAGACGGAAUGAAAUCCUGUGAAAGCGGCG
Molecule: messenger RNA, 2077 nt
Organism: Acaromyces ingoldii
Lineage: Eukaryota; Fungi; Basidiomycota; Exobasidiomycetes; Exobasidiales; Cryptobasidiaceae
Exons: 4
Coding region: 104-2059 (651 amino acids)
Biological process (GO): regulation of DNA-templated transcription
Cellular component (GO): nucleus
Molecular function (GO): DNA-binding transcription factor activity, RNA polymerase II-specific; transcription cis-regulatory region binding; zinc ion binding
Source: RefSeq, a predicted model, not a curated record